GUGUACAAGUCUUGCGUUGUGUGGAAGCUCUUUGUAGCGCCUUCUGAACAUUGUUGACAUGAAAAUAGUAAAAUAGUUGUUUUUUUGCGGCUGUUGUUAAAAGUUGUUAAUGAUGGUUGGGGUUACAUUAUAGAGGAGGCAGAGGUAACGUUAGAGGUCUACAACUAAACAGAUGAUGACAUCCCCAGGUCACAAUCCUCACCUGUUUAGGUGGAGGAGGCUCGGCAAGAGUGAAACACCUGCAGGCAAGGUGCAUGUGAAGAAUGGUGAUAUCGAUCAGUGGAGGAAGCGUGUGGAGUUGGCUUCUGAGUUUGCUGUAUCUGAAGUCUUCUACCACAAGAAACCUCAUUCAAGAACCAGCAGUCUAGCCGUACCAUUGCAAAGCUCUGAGCAGUUAAGAGAUCAUGAUGACGCUUACAGUGAAGCUCAAGCUCUUCUUGGUGAUUGGCUGAGCAGUAAGUUGCGGCUGGAGCUGGAGGUGGACGAAGAAGAUGACCUGAUGUGCUCCGCUGAGAGGACGAGCCCUGCUGCACUGGCUAGUGCUCAGCCUGCUGUCCUGAACUACAGCAACUUUGAUGAUAUGUACAACCACCUGGUCGAAGAGGAAGAUCACAGCGCUGUUCACAGCUUCCUGCAAGACCUGAUGGAGCAAGAGGUGUUGGACUCUGGGGUGAUGGAGGAACUGGCGCUAGAUGUUGGACAAACAAGGAAGAAAUUCAGAAAUCCCGUCGUCACCAUGGAAGCACGGCACCUACAGGUGCGAGAGAACAGAGCGCAGCGGGAGGCUGAGAGGCAAAAGCGGCAGAGAGAGAGGGAGGCUCAGCGGGGCACCAGGGAGGAGGCAAAGAGGAGGGAGCGAGAGGAGGAGGCAAGGAAGAAUCAGGAGGCACGUAGACAGGAGGAGAUGGUGCAGCAGGAGAUGGUGAAGCUGCGACGGCAGAUGGAGGAGAGGAGAGGCCUGGAACAGCUGGUUCGACAGAGGGAAAGAGAACGAGUGGAAGCGCAAAGGGCAGCCAGAAGCCUCCUUCAGACCUUCAAACAGCCACUUCAGGACACAGAGCGACUCUAUAAAGAACAGAAAAUUCAAACCAUGGUUCACAUGGGUAAUCUCAAGUGUCUGCAGAGGCAUUUCUCUGGAUGGUAUACGGUGGUGUUGGGCCAGAGGUUACGUUUAGGUAAGGCCCUGGCACUCUGUGAUUGGAAGCGGCAGCUGAGAGCCUGGCGAGCAUGGCGGGCCGUGGCGUGGGCAGCACAACAACAGCGAGAGCUGGCAAGAACAGAGGACGAUCUACGAGCUGAAAACAGAGGAUGCCAGCUAGCUGCGGAGAGUGACCGAAAGCGGUUGCUACGGCGAUGUCUGAAUGAGUGGCAGCUAUGGUGUCGCAUAGAGAAGGAACAACGAGAGUUUUUGGCCCAGCAGCAGGAGACCCGGCGCAAGAUGGCUGCCUUAAUAAAUGCUGCAUCAACAGGCAAACUCAAGGCUGCAGAAACCACAACUUAUCAGCCAAUCAUGGCCCCGCCUGAGGCAUCGACCCAACCACAGAGCAGGGGGAAGGAAGAUCACCACAGGUCAAGCACCUUAGCCCACAACGCCUCUGCAGUACAUCAGAAUAAGGCCCCAGUGGGUGCUGUGGCCCAGCCCACUCAGCCAUGGCAGGUGACCCGACGCCAUGCAACACUGACUGCCGCCGAGCUCCACGGGGCACAGCAGAGAGGUGUCGGCGGGGUGAGCGCAGCGACGCCGGGCAGCACGUUUGAAAACAGGCACGCCGUCCAGCAGCAGAUCAUCACACAGCAGAGGAAGCUGCUGAAGGAGCAGCAGGAGCAGAUUGCACAGCUCAAGGAGGAGAAGACUGAGAAGGGGCUGGAGCUGGAAAUGGAGAAAAUGGCACAGCUCACACAGCUGCCAGGAGGCUCAAGACCAAACAGCCACACAAAGAAGAGGGCACCGACAGUUACUGGAGAACCUGACAGUCUCUGUGCACCUCCAAGGAAAGCUGUCACACGCCAGACACGCCCCCAUCCAAUCAUCUCGGCCAUGGAGGUCCGUGCACACCAGCGUGCAGAGCGAAGGAAGGAAAUCGAGGAAGUCAAGAAAAAGAAGGAAGAGGAGAAACUGGCUGAGAUGAAAGCUGCUGAGGAGCAGAGGCAGAGGGAGGAGGAGGAGGAGAAACGCAAAGCAGUGGAAAAGAAGAGGGAGGAGAAAAGGCAGGAGAGAGAGAGAGAGGAAGAAAAACAAAGGCAGCUGAAAAGGCAGCAGGAGUUGCUGAAGCUGGCCACUCAACACUACCACAGAAACUUGCUGCUGCGGCGAGGCCUGGCGCCAUGGAAGAGCCUCAUGCUGCUCAGACAGGCUAACACACAGCUGGCCGAGAGUCAUCACAAUCUCUUCCUCCUGAGGCGGUGCACACGAGGCUGGCAACAAUCAGCAAGAGAGUCCCUGUCUGAGAAAGAAGCUUCUGCUGUCCAACUGCACCAGCACUUUUUGCUUCGGAGGAGCUUAAGCUGCUGGAAAAGACUAAAGGACUGGCGGAUGAUUCAAGAGGAGAGAGCCAAGCGUUUCUAUCGCACUCACACUCUGAGGAGGUUUCUGCUGGCUUUGCUGGACCAUGUGACCCAGGAGAGGCUGGUGGAGUGGGACAAUCAGGAGCUGGCUCAGGAGCACAAUAACAGACGGGUGCUGCAGCGAUGUUUGCUGGCCUGGAGGCAGCUUCCCUGUCUGCUGCGCAAGGAACGAGUGAGGGAGGAGCGGCGGGGGAAGCUGGGACGGAGAGUGACUGAGGUUCUGCCUGAUUUCUGCGCCUAUCCACUGUAAAGCCUCUGGGACAAACUGUAGGAGACAGACUGCACAGCCAUACAGACAACACACCAACAUCUCAGUAACUGGAGAGGAUGUGAUGAAAUGAAUCCAUAUGCACCUUUCUCACAAUAAUUUUAAUAAAAAUAAAUACAAUUUGUUUCAUACAAACACACAACUGCAUCAACACAAUUUUAAGGAUACUAAAGCUUUUAAAUCCCUUUGAGAUAAUCUAAUAAAAGCAGCAACAUCAAAAAACUAACUCUCAAGGUGACACAAAUGCAUUGAUUUAUUUGCCUUUGCCAUACUUCCGCAGCCGUUUAAUUCAUGAAUCAGUUCAUACCAGCUUAUUCAUAACUAUUCAUUAUGUUUAAU
This is a messenger RNA of Centropristis striata (black sea bass), 3172 nucleotides long. RefSeq names its product coiled-coil domain containing 191 (gene ccdc191). The coding region runs from base 173 to 2815 and encodes 880 amino acids. Lineage: Eukaryota; Metazoa; Chordata; Actinopteri; Perciformes; Serranidae. The transcript is spliced from 17 exons. Gene Ontology annotation, molecular function: phosphatase binding. The record is from RefSeq and is a predicted model, not a curated record.